UGAAACUCAGCUGGGUUCUUCGCUCAUUGCUUUUUCUCUGCUUCUUUUUUUCUCUGCAGACCGAACCCAGGAAAGAGUUGAACCUGCCUAGCAAACGAUCCCUGACAGCCCCCAGGAGAGGGUUCUAGUAUCAGCCCUGAUCAGGGGAGUGACAGCUGACGUCCAGCCUGCUCUGUGCCUCCCCCGCCUCUCCGCUCCGCAGAAGGAUGUCUCAGUGGUAUGAACUACAACAACUUGACUCCAAAUUCCUAGAGCAAGUGCAUCAACUCUAUGAUGACAGUUUUCCUAUGGAAAUUAGACAGUAUCUGGCACCUUGGUUGGAAAAGCAAGACUGGGAGCAUGCUGCCAUUGAUGUCUCCUUUGCCACAGUAUGUUUUCAUGAACUUCUCUCUCAGCUGGAUGAUCAAUAUAGCCGCUUCUCUCUAGAGAACAAUUUUUUGCUGCAACACAAUAUAAGGAAAAGCAAACGUAAUCUUCAGGAUAAUUUUCAGGAAGAUCCAAUACAGAUGUCUAUGAUCAUCUCUAAUUGUCUGAAAGAAGAGAGGAAAAUCCUGGGAGCUGCCCAGCUAUUUGAACAGGCUCAUAUGGGGAAUAUUCAGAAUGCUGUUGUUCCAGGCAAACAAAAGGAAAUUGAUCUGAAAGUCAAAAAUGUGAAGGAGAGAGUUAUGGACAUAGAACAAGAGAUAAAGGUGCUGGAAGAUUUACAAGAUGAAUAUGACUUUAAAUGCAAAACCCUUAGUAACAGAGAGCAUGAACAUGCUAAUGUGGCACCAAAUGAACAUAAGCAGGAAAAGAUGUUAAUCCAAAAGAUGUACUUAAUGCUGGAUCAAAAGAGAAAGGAAGUUGUGCAGAAAAUAAUAGACCUCUUAAAUGUGACAGAACUUAUCCAGAAUGUUUUGCUUAAUGAGGAACUGGUGGAAUGGAAGCAAAGACAGCAAAGUGCAUGCAUUGGAGGGCCUCCUAAUGCUUGCUUAGAUCAGCUACAGAACUGGUUCACCAUUGUUGCUGAAAGUCUCCAGCAAGCUCGCCAGCAGCUUAAAAAACUUGAGGAAUUGGAACAGAAAUACACCUACGAUCUGGACCCUAUCCCCAAAAACAAAGACAUUUUACGCGACCGAACUUUGAAUCUCUUCAAGCAGCUAAUUCAGUGUUCAUUUGUGGUAGAAAGACAGCCGUGUAUGCCAACUCAUCCACAGAGGCCGUUAGUCCUGAAGACUGGAGUGCAGUUCACUGUGAAAUUGAGGUUGCUGGUGAGAUUGCAGGAACUGAAUUAUAAUUUGAAAGUGAAAGUCUUAUUUGAUAAAGAUGUGAAUGAGAAGAAUACAGUGAAGGGGUUUAGGAAAUUCAACAUUUUGGGGACACACACAAAAGUUAUGAACAUGGAGGAAUCUACUAAUGGAAGCUUAGCAGCAGAAUUUCGGCAUCUGCAACUGAAAGAACAGAAAAACACAGGCACCAGAACUAAUGAGGGCCCUCUCAUUGUUACUGAAGAGCUUCAUUCCCUAAGCUUUGAGACCCAGUUGUGUCAGCCUGGCUUGGUAAUUGAUUUAGAGACAACAUCCCUGCCUGUUGUUGUGAUUUCCAACGUUAGCCAGCUUCCCAGUGGAUGGGCAUCCAUUCUAUGGUACAACAUGCUAACAACAGAACCCAAGAAUUUAUCCUUCUUUCUGAACCCACCGUGUGCAAAAUGGUCUCAACUUUCAGAGGUGUUGAGUUGGCAGUUUUCCUCUGUCACAAAAAGGGGACUUAAUUUAGAACAGCUGAACAUGUUGUGCGAGAAACUCCUAGGCCCCAAUUCCUCUAGCUCUGAUGGUCUUAUUCCUUGGACAAGAUUCUGCAAGGAAAAUAUAAAUGAUAAAAAUUUUCCUUUCUGGCUAUGGAUUGAGGGCAUCCUUGAACUUAUUAAAAAGCAUCUAAUUUGUCUCUGGAAUGAUGGGUGUAUAAUGGGUUUUAUAAGUAAGGAGCAAGAACGGGCAUUACUAAAAGAUCAACAGCCUGGGACAUUUCUGCUGAGAUUCAGUGAAAGUAGCCGGGAAGGAGCAAUCACUUUUACUUGGGUAGAAAGAUCACAGAACGAACCUGUGUUUCAUGCCGUUGAACCCUACACAAAAAAAGAACUCUCUGCUGUUACUUUUCCUGAUAUCCUUCGGAAUUAUAAAGUCAUGGCUGCUGAGAAUAUCCCUGAAAAUCCUCUGAAGUAUCUCUACCCAAAUAUAGAUAAAGACCAUGCUUUUGGCAAAUACUACUCUAGGCCAAAAGAAGCCCCAGAGCCAAUGGAAGUUGAUGGCUCCAAAGGAACUGGAUACAUCAAGACUGAACUAAUUUCUGUAUCUGAAGUUCACCCCUCCAGACUUCAGAGUACGGAGAACCUUCUGCCUAUGUCUCCUGAGGAGUUUGAUGAGUUUUCUCUGAUAGUGGGCCCUCUAGAACUCAACAAUGCGAUGCGUGCAGCCCUUUAAUAUUUGAAUUUCGUUCAUCUCUUCCGAAUCAGACUUAUCUGCCCAUCACUGGCUCAUUUCUGACUCUCUGCUCCUCCACAGCCUAGGUUAUAUAGAGAAAAGAAUGUCAUAUUAACGAGUUUGCUUCCGUGAAUUUUUUCUUAUCUCAAAAACACCUAUUUUACUCUGAAGGUUUGCAUCGGCCUCAAUGAAGGUAAAGCACACGGGUCAGACAUGGAGCAAGGGUAGGAGUCUUUUUAAGGGAACCUAACUCAGUGCUGUGCACAUAGUGGGUGGACUUGGUUGAAAUUAUAGGUCAAAAUAUUUAUAGAGGGAAUUUUGGGUGUGGGAAUGAUUAUUUUCUACAUCAAAAAAAUAUUUUAUUUUAAUGGCUAAAAGACAAUUUCUAUGUUGUCAGUAUAGUAGGACUGUCCCCCUCCUUUUUUCCCCACCCCCCCAGACAAUGUUACAUUUAUGAAACAAAUCUUUGAAAGUGGAAAUGACCAUAGUUAUACAGUAUUUGGCAAUUAAUUUUAUAGCACUUUGGAAAGACAAACUUCUCAUCAAAUGUAGGCAUCUCCCACAGCAGAAGCUACACUUUGCAUGUCUUUCUCCCAAGCCCCAACUUCCCACUAAAAUAGUGUGCCAUAUAUUGUAUAAGGUUUGCCAGACUGGCCGUUUAAAAAUAAUACAGUAAAUGACCAUUAUUGGCGCAGUUGGCUGUGUGUUUGGGUUAAAGUUAAAGAAAAGUUGCUGGCUAAUGUCCACAAAGGCCAAGUACGUGUAGUAAAUUCAUAAAUUUCUGUGUUUAUACACACACACACACACACACACACACACACACACACACACAUCCUUACAAAGAACUUUUAAAAACAUUUAUCUUCAUUAGGGUUGUCAGAAACGAACAUGUUUUUGCACUUCCUAUCAGGUAGGUAAGGCUCAACAAAUAUUUUAAUACAUCAGCACUUGGAGACAGGGCCAAAGGUGUGUUUUACAUAAAUAAUUAACUUUAACUAAAAUGUAGAUAUAAGCAAAUUAAUAAAACGGAUAGGCAGUAGCUGGGGUUUGAUGUCUUAGCCAUAGGAUGUAGAUUUAACUUUUUAUGUGGGAAGACAGAUUAGGGAGCCAAAAGUGGGAAUAAUAUACAGAUAUUGGCUAAUGUUGAAAUUCAUAAUCUUGUCUGUAAUAGAGGAAAAUGUUUGCUUUUCUGUGUACCACACCAGGGGUACAAAAAGUCAUGUUAAUUUUAUAUUUUAAAUGAAAAUGUUAGAUUAGCUCGGUGUUUUCAUUGUCUUCUGCCUAUACUAGCACUGAAAUGAAAAGCUAUGGUUUGGAGGAGGUAGGAAGAGAAGCAAGAGAUUUUUAACUUUGUGAAAAUGACCUCAAAGAAAAUGCAUCUACUUGACCUAACUGUAUCUCAUUGUUUCUACCAUCAUUACAACUGUAUUUUUCAUGGUCAUCAAUAUUUCUUUAAAUCAAUUUAAAAACAACAAAUGAAUGAUAAAGUAUUUGUAUUGCCUUAGGAAACUUGCUGCUUUGCUUGGUGCUGUCCUCAGUUAAAUCAUUGCCGUUGUUCUAACUCAGAUGUCUCUGUCGUGUCUUAAACUUUGCAAAAUGCUUUCCUUACAACCAAACACCCUCACGGCUAUGGCUCUAAUCCCUACACACAUUGUCCAAAAUAAGAUGUCACAGAUCAAAAAGUGGUUUGGGGUGAUUCUUACCAACACGGGAGAGGGAAGGAUAAGCAUAAUUUUAAGAGAUUUUAUUCCUAUUCAUCUGCAUCUAUUUUUGCUAUUUAUUGUAGCUCUGUUAUUAUGAUAGAAGGAAACUCCUCAAAGAGCAAAACAGUACCAAUGACAACAAUCCAUUUUUUAAAAAUGACUUGAGGGGGCAGCUAGGUGGUGCAGUGGAUAAAGCACCAGCUCUGGAUUCAGGAGUUUCUGAGUUCAAAUCCGGACUCUGACUCUUGACACUUACUAGCUGUGUGACUCUGGGCAAGUCACUUAACCCCCAUUGCCCCGAAAAAAAAAAAAAAAGACUUGAGACCACUAUAAGGACUAACCUAGAAAUACCAUAGUUAGUG
Messenger RNA from Dromiciops gliroides (monito del monte), 4524 nucleotides. RefSeq names its product signal transducer and activator of transcription 1 (gene STAT1). The transcript is spliced from 24 exons. Gene Ontology annotation, biological process: response to peptide hormone; regulation of transcription by RNA polymerase II; regulation of cell population proliferation. Gene Ontology annotation, molecular function: DNA-binding transcription factor activity, RNA polymerase II-specific; RNA polymerase II cis-regulatory region sequence-specific DNA binding. The record is from RefSeq and is a predicted model, not a curated record. The coding region runs from base 207 to 2459 and encodes 750 amino acids. NCBI's taxonomy places the organism in Eukaryota, Metazoa, Chordata, Mammalia, Microbiotheria, Microbiotheriidae.